AUGGGCACCAUUUGGAGAACAGAACCUUUACCACCUCAUCUGUUUGACGAUAUGGCGUCGAGUUCAAACCGGAAGCCCCAGAUCUUUGUCCACUUCGAAUUUGGGGUCUCAUUCUCACCUCGACAUGCACCCAACCAGCACUCCGUCACAUACGCCACUCGUGGUUUCCGUGAUCGCGCUCAAUUUCCCAGACAAGUUCCACCAACCAAUACAAAUUAUCUAGCAGAGCCCUCACACUCAGUCCAUCAACAACAACAUCAACCCACACGAUCUUCGCCACCCAUCCAAGAAUACUACGCACCCCAAGCGCAACCAUCAAUGCCGCCACACUACGAAGUCAGCAGACAAUCUCGUCAAGAGAGUCGAUCGAGCUCCUCACAUGAACGAGGUAGCUCAGCCCCGCCGCCAUGGAACGAUAGCCCCUGGGAUGCCGAACCAGAUGCUCUAGGAAGCUCAGCGCUCCCACGCCAACGACCACGGCCCCAGAACACCCCCGAUUACUGGAAAGCGUUGCCCGAAGUCCCGUCACGUUUCCGACUUGGCGAGGACGAGAUGCCGUGGUCAGCCUCAUCCUGGCCAGGCGAGUUCGGCAUGCCCGACGAGUCCGAGGUGAACGACUACUCUUCCGAGCUGUCCAUGAAGUUCCGCGACGUCUCCCUCACCAACGCCACCCCGGUGGCCCACGAGAGAGGGGACGACGGGCGGAGACAUGACCUGGAGGCGCUCUCCGCGGCAAUGGUUACCGUCGACAACGGCUUCGAGAACCAGUGGUGGUACCAGGGCGAGCGACAGCAGAUCAAUGCACCGGGGGUGGUGGCUGGCGACUUACACACGACGACGGCGACCACCGCGGCGGCGGCGCUGGCGAGCACGACGGCGACUGCUGAGGCGGUGGUGCCUCCUCCUCAGACCCCUGUGUACCACCAGCAGCUCGGAAGCUAUGACACGAGGGAAUCGAUGGGGUGGGUAACUGCCCAGGGCGGGGAUUCCCACGCGAGCAUGAUGAGUGCUACGAUUUACAACCCGAGUGUCUUGGUAUCACCCAUGUCGGAGUACGCGAGCCCCCGCCUUCACCGGUCGAUGACUACGAGGUCUGAGGAGCUCUUCUUUUACAGCUAA
Messenger RNA from Colletotrichum costaricense, 1119 nucleotides. RefSeq lists its product as uncharacterized. The coding region runs from base 1 to 1119 and encodes 372 amino acids. NCBI's taxonomy places the organism in Eukaryota, Fungi, Ascomycota, Sordariomycetes, Glomerellales, Glomerellaceae. The transcript has a single exon. The record is from RefSeq and is a predicted model, not a curated record.